Messenger RNA from Penaeus indicus, 902 nucleotides. RefSeq names its product ATP-dependent RNA helicase A-like. NCBI's taxonomy places the organism in Eukaryota, Metazoa, Arthropoda, Malacostraca, Decapoda, Penaeidae. Bases 11 to 682 code for a protein of 223 amino acids. The transcript is spliced from 2 exons. The record is from RefSeq and is a predicted model, not a curated record.
UCAGUUCACCAUGAAGACCUUGAUUUUAAUUAGUGCAGUUCUAGCCACGACAUGGGCUGACCGACCACGCUAUGGAGGUUCAGGAGGAUGCGGUCCAGGACAAGUGUUCCAUGCUGGCAGAUGUGUUACUCCACGCGUGAGACGCAACGCACCACCCGCACCUCCAGUUCCCCACGGUCCUCCACCAUACAUCCCUGAUCCAACCAUUGACACGAAUAUCGUGUUCAUCCAAACACCUGAACAAGGUCCAGGACCAGAACCUAUCGUCAUACCUCCACCACAGACGCGAAGCGUUGUCUAUGUCCUUAACAAACAGACACAAGAGCAACAGGAUGUGAUCGAAGUCCCAGCACCUCCAGCAACCAGUCCUGAGGUUUACUUCGUGAACUACGCUGACGGCGAGAACCCAGUUCUUCCAAGCGGCGUUGAUCUUCGGAGCGCCUUGAAUGCAGCUUCCCAAGGGGGCGGUCAAGUGAUUGGAGGAGCCGGCUCCGGCGGUAGUGGAGGAAGUGGUGGUUUCGUAAGCAGCAGCGGGGUUGGUGGUGGUUUUGGAGGCAGUGGAGUUGGAGGUGGAUUUGGAGGCAGUGGAGGAAGUGGUGGUUUCGGAGGCAGUGGAGUUGGUGGUGGAUUUGGAGGCAGUGGAGGAAGCGGUGGUUUUGGAAAUAGUGGAAGUGGUGGUUGAUUUGGAGGCGGUGUUAUCAGCGGAGGAUUCGGAGGCGGUGGAGAUAGUGGGGAAAUUAUCGUCAGUGGAGGUGGCGGUGGGUCCAUCAUUGGAGGCUCCCUUUCGAGUGGUUACUCUACACCAUAAUAACUUGUUAAGAUUUUGUUGUUUAAUAAAUAUUGUAAAAUAAUUACAUUUGAAGCUUUAUUUUGUAAAGAGUUUUUAUUCUAAUAAAAAUAUA